AUGGAGGUUGAUUCAAAUGUUGGUGACAAUCCUUUAGUAAAUAAGGGUGAAGAAGUUGAAGAACCGAAUAAGGAGAGAGCUACGAGAACAUUAGAAAUUAAUGAUCAAGCAGGGAUUGGGGUGUCUAGGAACUUUCAUUCAAUGGUUGUUGAAGCGGGAGGAUACGAGUCAUUGACAUUUGAUGAGCGAGAUGCAAUGAAUUACAUUGAGAGAGCUAGACGAUUGAGGCUUGGGGAAGGUGAUGCCGAAUCAAUUCAAAGUUAUUUUAUGAGGAUGCAAGCACAUAGUGAGAGAUUCUUUUAUAUGAUUGAUGUUGAUGAGGAGUUUCACAUUAGAAACUUGUUUUGGGCUAAAGCAAGGAGUCAGACGACUUAUGAAGCAUUUGGAGAUGUCGUUUCAUUUGACACAACUUAUCUGACAAACAAAUAUAACAUGCCAUUUGCUCCAUUUGUUGGAGUUAAUCACCAUGGACAGUCUAUUUUGCUUGGUUGUGGAUUAUUAUCUAGUGAAGAUACUAACACAUUUGUUUGGCUAUUCAAGUCGUGGUUAAGUUGCAUGUCAAAUCAUCCUCCAAAAAAGUUGAAAGGAUAUGCUCAGUAUGAAGCCAUAAAGUUGGUUAUGCAAAAUGCAGUUUAUGACUGUUUGACAAGAGUUGAAUUUGAGAGUAAAUGGGAAGAGAUGCUUGCAACAUUCAAACUUUAUGAUAAUGAGUGGUUGGGGGUACUAUAUGAUGAGCGGCAUCAAUGGCAAGCAUACACUAAUACAAAAUUCAAAAAAGUUCAAGGAGAGUUGAAGAUAUUAGUUUACUGUCAGCCGUUGUUUUUGAAAGAGAAGGGAUCAAUUUCUACAUAUAAUGUCCAAGACGCAAUCAUGGUUUGUAAGAAGAUGAAGCAUGUGGACUUUGUUGUCUAUUUUAAUUCAACUGAAUGUGAAGUUCAAUGCAUGUGUCGGUUGUUUGAGUAUAGAGGCAUUAUGUGUGCUCACUCACUCACUGUGCUUGUGAGAAGGUACAUAAAUGAGGUGCCAAGUAAAUACAUUAUGCCGCGUUGGAGAAAAGAUUUGGAUAGAGAGUACGCAUACAUCAAAACCACAUACACUGGUUUUGGGAAUGAUUUUAAUGCAAGUUGCUAUGAGAGGAUGAACAAAAAAUUGAUUGCCAUUGUACAACUUGUUGGUAACUCUGAAGGCAAAACUAAUAUCAUAGACCUUGGGUUGGAUGAAAUAAAAGAGAGAGUCAUGAAAGAAGAAUCCAAUGAUGAGAGUAAUUUACCAUGUUCCAGAAAAAGUACAAUUCGCGCCGGUUCUACACAAGGAGCUACUAGUAGGAAGGUGAUCAGUCCUUUGGUUGCUCGGCGAAGAGGCCGUCCCGUUACCAAACGAAAGGUUGCCAAAGUAGAUCAAAUUGUGAAUCGGUUCAAGGCUGCUAAGUUACUUCGAUUUGGAGCUCAAGCUCAAGCUAAAGCUAAAGCUACUGCAUAUACAUUGUAUUAUCCUUAUAUGGUUGGCAUGCAAAAUAGUAUGUAUGUACUGGUGGCUAAUGGUAUUAGAGGCACGUCUCUUACUCCAUCGAACUUUAUAAGUGGCACACCGGGAAGUUUGAUGAGUGCUCCAACUUAG
Molecule: messenger RNA, 1617 nt
Organism: Camellia sinensis
Lineage: Eukaryota; Viridiplantae; Streptophyta; Magnoliopsida; Ericales; Theaceae
Source: RefSeq, a predicted model, not a curated record